AUGAUCAACGGCGGCGGCGGUGGUGGCAGCGAUGGUAGCGGUAGCAGCGGCGGUAGCAGCGGCGGUAGCAGCGGCGGCAGCGGCGGUAGCACCGGCGGCAGCGGCGGUAGCAGCGGCGGUAGCAGCGGCGGCAACGGCGGUGGUGGUGGUUGGAACUCUUAUGAAAAGCAAAGCUAUUUUCAUAAUGAAGUUAAAAGGUGUCAUUCUUCAGAAAUUCAAGGAUACUAUACUUAUUCAUCUGUGAAUGAAGAAGAUGAUGGACACUCGUCGCCAAAUGGAGAGAUGCAGGAAAUUCAAUAUGGCUACCGGAAAUUAGACUACUAUUCGUCAAGCGGUUCACAAGGUGCUAUUAGAAAUGAGAUCUACAUUCCAGCUAUACUAGAUGCAAUAGAAAAGAGAAUUUCUUAG
This is a messenger RNA of Octopus sinensis (East Asian common octopus), 408 nucleotides long. Its product is annotated as keratin, type I cytoskeletal 9-like. NCBI's taxonomy places the organism in Eukaryota, Metazoa, Mollusca, Cephalopoda, Octopoda, Octopodidae. The transcript has 3 exons. The coding region runs from base 1 to 408 and encodes 135 amino acids. The record is from RefSeq and is a predicted model, not a curated record.